ACACAAUAAUCCCCUACGUAGGUUUUUUUUUUUUUUUUUUUUUAACUUUUUAUUUAUUUUAUUUUAUAUACACAAAUAACAACACAAUUUGAACUCCCUCAUCAAACAUAAUCUAUUCAUUCUUAUUCUUGUGUAUUCUAUCCAAUUGUUCAGAUUCUCUCUCUAACAAUGAUGAAUUACGGGAGGCUUGAACCAAAAUCACAAUCCGAACCCGAACCAUUAGAAGAAGCGGCUAACAAACCACCCACAAAAUCAAAAUCGAAGCUAAAACUCCUCCUCAUCAUCGGAAUCAUCCUCAUUGUGGCAUCGGCGGUGUCGGUGGCACUAGCAGUAACACUCCGACCAAAGUCGUCCGGCGGAUCUGGUUCAAUGAUCCGACCGAAACCGACAAAAGCCAUUUCGCGGGUGUGCAGCCGUACACUCUACCACGACCUGUGCGUGAACUCGUUUCUGGAUUUCCCGGGUUCACUGAGCGCCACGGAUAAAGACCUGGUUCCUAUUUCGGUGAACAUGUCGCUCCGGCACGUGGGAAAGGCGUUGUAUACUUCUACUGAUUUUAACAACAUGGAGAUGAGUACACGUGUACGGUCGGCGUACAACGAUUGCUUGGAACUAAUGGAAGAAUCCGUGGACCAGCUCCAGCAAUCGCUUUCCACCGUGGGUGGGCAGCGCGUGGGAAAUUCUGAAGACGUGAUUACGUGGCUGAGCGCGUCACUCACGAAUCAAGACACAUGUACGGAGGGGUUAUCGGAAUCGGAAGAAGGAGAGGUGAAGAAACUGAUGCAGGAGAAGCUGAAGGACCUGUCGGAACUGGUGAGUAACAGCUUAGCGAUAUACUCGUCGGCAGGGGAUUUGGAUGGGGUUCCGGUGGAGAACCGGAGGAGGAGGUUAAUGGGGGAGUUUCCAGAGUGGAUGAGUAAGAAGGAGAGAAGGUUGAUGCAGAUGCCGGCGGCCGUAAUUCAGGCUGACAUAGUGGUUUCGAAAGACGGCAAUGGCACGUGCAGGACUAUCAAAGAGGCAAUCAAAAAGGCACCUGAGAAGAGCAGUCGCCGGUUCAUAAUCUACGUUAAGGCAGGAAGGUACGAAGAGGAUAAUUUGAAGGUGGGUAGGAAGAAGACAAAUUUGAUGUUUAUAGGUGACGGGAAGGGCAAAACGGUCAUUACAGGAGGAAUUAGUGUGGCUGACCAUGUGACCACAUUCCACACCGCUUCUUUUGCCGCCACAGGAGCAGGGUUCAUGGCGCGUGACAUCACUUUUGAGAAUUAUGCUGGACCGGCAAAACACCAAGCGGUUGCACUUAGAAUAGGUGCAGACCACUCGGUGGUUUACCGGUGCAGUAUUAUUGGAUACCAGGACUCGUUAUACGUGCACUCGCAACGUCAGUUCUAUCGCGAGUGUGACAUAUACGGAACAGUAGAUUUCAUUUUUGGUAACGCCGCGGUUGUCCUCCAAAAUUGUAACAUUUAUGCACGAAAACCGAUGGACCGCCAAAAGAUUACCAUCACGGCUCAAAACCGAAAAGACCCCAAUCAAAACACGGGGAUCUCUAUUCACUCUUGCAAACUUCUAGCACAACCCGAUCUAGUAGCUUCAAAUGGGAGUUUCCAAACGUUUCUUGGCCGACCUUGGAAAAUGUACUCGCGGACUGUGUACUUAAUGUCAUACAUGGGUGACCACAUCGACCCCAAGGGGUGGCUAGAAUGGGACGGGUCGUUUGCGCUUGAUACAUUAUACUAUGGUGAAUAUAUGAAUUACGGGCCAGGUGGGGGGGUUGGAAGACGGGUCAAAUGGCCAGGCUAUCGGGUGAUUACUUCGGCUAUAGAGGCUAGCCGAUUUACGGUGGCUAAGUUUAUAUACGGGACGUCAUGGUUGCCUUCUACCGGAGUUGCCUUCUUGGCAGGUCUAUCGGAGUAGGGUGAUAUAAAUUGUUUGAUUGGGUUAUACACGUUAUAGUUAUUUGCUAAUAUCUUUUUGUCAAAAAAAUUGAAUAACCAAAAAGAAGGUGACACCAUAAAGGUAUGUUGUUGGUGCUAGAUUGGCAACGUAUGGGAAUGAUUAAUGAAAUUGUACCCUUAUGAUUUAAAUAUUGUCGGUGUCAUUUAUUUCAAUUUUAUUAUUUUCCAAACGGAAAUUAGUUUAUUAACA
Helianthus annuus (common sunflower) is the source of this 2145-nucleotide messenger RNA. RefSeq names its product probable pectinesterase/pectinesterase inhibitor 61. NCBI's taxonomy places the organism in Eukaryota, Viridiplantae, Streptophyta, Magnoliopsida, Asterales, Asteraceae. Gene Ontology annotation, biological process: cell wall modification. The transcript is spliced from 3 exons. Gene Ontology annotation, molecular function: pectinesterase inhibitor activity; pectinesterase activity. The record is from RefSeq and is a predicted model, not a curated record. The coding region runs from base 169 to 1914 and encodes 581 amino acids.